Messenger RNA from Marchantia polymorpha subsp. ruderalis, 645 nucleotides. NCBI's taxonomy places the organism in Eukaryota, Viridiplantae, Streptophyta, Marchantiopsida, Marchantiales, Marchantiaceae. The record is from the annotation of a GenBank genome assembly.
GCUUUUUUCCAACAGAUGCAAAUUGGUGUCACGGACGAUACCGAUGCGGCUUGUGGUCCCCACCAGGUCCGACUUAAGUUCGCGAGCAGUGCGCGAUUCCAUCGGGUGCUGGAAUUUGCCGUUGCCUUUUACCAAGUUGAGACGAAAGGCUGUUCUUGAAUUUGUGAUUUUCUCGAUACCAAGUGAGUAAGAGAGGAAUCGUAAUUCCCGCUCGGAUAGUGGAAGGCGCGACAGCAAUGGGUGCGAUGGCGGAGGAAGGCAAAGCAGUGCUUACGCCGAGUCAAUUCAAUUUGUGGAAGCAGAGGAAGGAUGCCGAGGCCGCUGCUAAAGCCGCGGAGGCGGCUCGUAAGCGGGAGGAAGACAUUGCUGCAGGGCGAGUGCGGAUGAAUGGUCGAGAGCUUUAUAAGCAUGAACCCUGGGUAUUUGAUGAUUGUCAGUUUUCUUAGUGCUUAGGUUGACAGGUGCACAGCACAACCGUCUCAGUUCGUUGAAAUUUGUGCAGCUUCACGUAGGUCAGUCUCCAUCGAUCACUUGACGGAGACAUUUCUAUACGUAUAUCUUCUUUUUGUUUGAUCAAAUCAUUUUUGAAUCCCUUAAAGUUCUCACUUGGGAUCAAUAUUCAAUAUAAUUAUCGGCAAUCGGGCA